CGCGGCAACGGCGCCGCGCGCCGCCAGGGGGCGCCGCAGUGCGCGCGCGGCCGGGAACGCCAUGGCGGACUACGAGGCGGUGCAGCGCGGGCCGCUGCGGCUGAAGGGCAGCGGCGGGGCUCUGGGGGCCGGCAAGCGGAAGAAGAAAAAGGCGAAGGACAAGGCCCAGAUCCUGGAGCAGAUCGUGAGCAGCAAGAAGCAGGAGGAGGAGAAGAAGCGCGGCCUGGACAAGCGGACCCCGGCGCAGGUGGCCUACGAGAAGAUGCAGGAGAAGAGGCAAAUGGAGAGGAUCCUGAAGAAAGCGUCUAAAACCCAUAAGCAGAGGGUGGAGGACUUCAACAGGCACUUGGAUACUCUGACUGAGCAUUACGACAUUCCUAAAGUCAGCUGGACUAAGUGAACGGGCUCCUUUUUCAAGGCUUUGGAUCAGGAGCUGCAUUUUGUUUGUAUGAAACAGGGUUGCUGUGUAAAUCAGUGUAUUCUCCAUAUUGAAUGUUUAAUAUAUCUUCCGAACGUUUAUGACUUUGUACUGUCUUAUUUCAUUGUUUUGUUUUUUAAAAUCAAAUAUUCAACAAAGUCUCUUCUUGGCUGAUGAGCUCUGAUUUAUGUAGGUGCAGAGGGCUGGGGUUUUUUUAGUGCUUAAAGUGAGAUUAAGGCCAAAAUCAAUUGCCGUGAGCCCGCUGGGAAACAUUCCUUUAUUUGUUUGAUACUAAUACUUCUCUGUUUUGGAGGUGAAGAGUCUGACAGUCUCACAGAGCAUCAGCUUCUGUUGUAAGUUAUAGGAAUUGUAUAAUUUCUUUGUCUCUAGACUUCUUUCAGAGGUGGAGGGUCCGCUGUAACUUGUAAUGUCGAUGUAACUUCUUAUUAAAAUGCUGCUUUCAUCCUU
Molecule: messenger RNA, 886 nt
Organism: Aquila chrysaetos chrysaetos
Lineage: Eukaryota; Metazoa; Chordata; Aves; Accipitriformes; Accipitridae
Gene: FAM32A
Product: family with sequence similarity 32 member A
Exons: 4
Coding region: 62-400 (112 amino acids)
Cellular component (GO): nucleolus
Source: RefSeq, a predicted model, not a curated record